Molecule: messenger RNA, 4896 nt
Organism: Oreochromis aureus
Lineage: Eukaryota; Metazoa; Chordata; Actinopteri; Cichliformes; Cichlidae
Gene: gon4la
Product: gon-4 like a
Exons: 26
Coding region: 309-4085 (1258 amino acids)
Biological process (GO): regulation of DNA-templated transcription
Cellular component (GO): nucleus
Molecular function (GO): transcription coregulator activity
Source: RefSeq, a predicted model, not a curated record
GCCAUAAAACAGAAGAAGAAGAAGAAUUACACCGCUUUUGGGUACACGUCAUAGUGAGGGCGCCGGAAAUGUAGUUUUUGGAGGCAGACUCAUCUGGCGUUGUGGCGGUAAGUUAGUCUGUGCUGCACCGGAGCAUGCCCGUUACCGUGUGGGUACCGAGAACGGACAAGAAGGCCUGCUGCCCCGUGCACUCUUGAGCCGGAGCACCCUCGCGGCCCACGGACCUCUCCGGCUAACGUUAGCAGCUAGCCGGUGGGAGGCGGGACGAAGAGCCGAAGCGGCUAAAACAGAGGUCAUGUUUCUGCACGAUGAACUCGGGCCGAAAGUGUCUUAAAGUCAGCCUGUCCGGCCCAGCUCCUGCCGUCACUGCUACUACACUGCUGCAGCUCGCCUCCCAUGAUGCUUUGCUACAGGAGAAGGAGGAGGAGCAGCGUCACCAGCUGGUGGAGGAAGACACAACUGACUCCAGACUCGUCAUCACCAUGGAGGACAGCCAGGUGGAGAUGAAGGCUGCCAAAAGGACAGCUGCCAGAAGGAGGAAGAGGAAACUGGCUGAGCAGGAGGAGCCAAAGGAUGGGGCCUCAGAGAGUGAGGAGGAGGCAGGAGUGGAGGUGGAGAUUGACAGACAGCUGGAUCAGUCACUGGAGACAAAGUCCAAACAGCACAACCUGACCACGGUGAACGUGAAAAACAUCAUCCAUGAAGUGAUCACCAAUGAGCAUGUGGUGGCCAUGAUGAAAGCUGCCAUUAAUGAGACUGAGGCUGUCCCUCCAUUUGAGCCCAAAAUGACUCGAUCUAAGCUGAAGGAGGUGGUGGAGAAAGGCGUAGUGAUUCCAACCUGGACUAUCUCGCCCAUCAAGAAAACCAGUGACAUUGUCAAGGCUCCGCAGUUUGUCGACAUCCCUCUGGCUGAGGAAGACUCCUCUGAUGAUGAGUACCAUCCUGAGGAGGAGGAGGAGGACGAGACGGCUGAAGACACAUUCCAGGAGAGUGACAUGGAGAGCACAGCUUCGUCUCCUCGAGGGAGUCGGCUGCCCCGAGCUGAGGACGACAGCUCCAGCCCAUGGCAGAACUCGCGGAGCCGGUCCAGACUUGUGAGGGCAAGGUCUGUUUCCAUGGGACCACCCCCUCCCCCCAAAGCUCCACUUCCUAAACCUGUGACUGACAGGACCUUCCUGGAGAAGCUUCAUGCUGUGGAGGAGGAGCUGGCUGUUUGUAUGGAGCCCUAUCAGCCUCUGUCUGAGUCGGAGGAUGAGACGGGUCUCAUGGCGUAUCGGACUCGGUCCAAACGUCCUCUCAGGGAUGUCCCACUGGGCCGGCUGGAGGCAGAACUCCAAGCUCCUGACAUCACACCUGAUAUGUACGACUCUAGCUCCACCCAUGAGGACAGGGAGUGGACUGAUUGGCUGAGAGGGCUAAUGAGCUCAGACAUGGACAAUGAAGAGGAGUGUGAUGAUGAGGAUGAUCCAGAGUACAACUUCCUGGCUGACAUCGACGAGCCCGAUGUAGAGGAUUACCGUGACGACAAGGCUGUCCGCAUCACCAAAAAGGAGGUGAACGAGCUGAUGGAGGAGCUCUUUGAAACGCUGAAAGAGGACCUGGCUGGACAGGAAGUGGAUGAUGAAGGCCACGAGGAAGAGGAAGAGCCACAGGAGGAAGCACAAACAUUUCAAACCCACACACCGGAGGAGCAGCAGGACAGAGAGUGUGCUGAUGAUGAGGCUGAGGAUGGACGAAUCAGAGAGCUGCGCACAGUGAAGCAGCAGCUGGCAUUGAUAAGAAAGAAACAGCUGACUGGAGUGCCACAUGACACGCACACAGAGUUGAUCAUGCUCAAAGUGAGCGUUGAGCAGAAGAAACGCCUGCAGCAGCAGCUCCAACAGCAUGUCCAGCUACUUACUCAGGUUUACCUGCUGACCUCACUUGUGCCCAGACUGCACAGCGAAGCGGAGACCUGCCGGCAGUUCCUGUGUGAGCUAGACCUGCUGGCGCAGCGGGCCGAGCUGAUUGGUUUGUUGGCUCUUCCUGGUUUCUGUAGUGUCUUCAGAGCAUCCAACCUGCAGGUGGCGCUGCAGCUGCUGGAGGAGCUGCGUCAGGCUCCCAUCAGCUACCAGCCACAGCUUCGCCCCCGUGAUGCCCGGGGACGCAUGCGCUGCUUCCCCGUCAUGCCGGCUGAGCUUGCCUGGCUCUUUGCCACACGGCCCGUCUUCAUGUACCCAGAGCUGCUGCCUUGUGCUAGCCUAGAUCCCGCGCUGUACUGCCCCCGGAGGACAGCAGCCUUCACUGCAGCUGAGGACUGUCUGUUGGUGCUCGGCCUCAGGAAUAUGGAAGGGUCAUGUGACCCGCCCAAACUAGUGUCUCAGUUCCUGCUGAGGAAGUCUCUGGUUCAGGUUCGACGAAGGAUCCUGCAGUGCUGCCGACCAGGUUUUCCUGACAACGUUGUCAAGACCUUCCGGUACCAGCGGCGGGUGCUCCCAAUGCCAGUGGCAUGUCGUCCCGUGAAUUUAGCAGACUGGCGACCUCCUGUGGAGAGAGAGGAGAGCGUCAUGCCUCUGUGGCUGCUGCGCUCUCUCCCCGUCAUCUACCCAACCAUUAGGGACUAUAAUAGCUCCGCCUCAAACAUCCCAACCCCCUUCAGAUGGACUGGAGCCCGGCAGAGUCAGCUGACUUCCCCGCACUCCACCUCCAGCUCCUACAGCUUCCCCCCCGGGACCCGAUACCCACCCCACCUCCCUCAGAACCUGGACUUCAGACGGAUCGGCUUUGUAUUGCUGAAUCAACCCCACAACCCCCCUCAUCCCCCCGACUAUGCCCCCUCCGCUCCCACUCCUCCUCGAGUCCUCCUUCACCGCCUGCUCCUGACCAGGACCGAGUCCCCCACUGAUAUCUCCACUGCCACUGUGCCUAUGGCAACCAGAGAGCAAAUUAGACACUACAGUCAGAAACUUGCAGCCCUGAGGAGGAGGGGAAGGGAACACAAAUCCUUUACACCUCCUUCCUGCGAUGACCCCACCUCCCGUCAGGUGACAGGGGAUGAUGUCAUCAGAACUGAUGAAGAGGAGGAGGAAGAAGGUGACAUCAUCCUGGUUCUGUCUGAAUCUUCACCCAGUGCUGCAGGAAGUGUUUCUGUCAGUGACGAUGUGCAGGAGGUGGGGUCAGAGAGUAAAGAGGACGGAAUCUUGACACCACCUAGAGGAGCAGAAGAAGACAGUGGUGAUCCUGAUGAAGAUGGAGACAGAAAAACUCUCCUUCAGCAGCCACUGUCAGAAGAAAGUGAUGAAGAUGAUCAGAGAGAGUCAGAAGACGUGCUGUUCGCUCAUGAUUAUCUCUACAGGGUUUGUGAGGCAGUCCAGAUGUAUCCAGGCCUGUGGGAGGAACUGGUGUGUGUGUUGGACGAGUUCUCAACUGCUGCAGUUGAUGUCCUGUAUGACAGAAUAAGCAGCGUGCUGCAGCCGUGGCCUCAGCUGCUCAGAGACUUUGCCGCCUUCCUGAACCGCAGACAAGCUCGCCACUGUGGCCUGCUUCUGGAGCAGCAAUUAUUUGAACGCAGUCGAGUGUUUCUAUGGAAACUGAGAUGGAGCCUGGGAGAAAGUUCCGCCCUCUACCAACAGGUGGUGUCAGUACUGCAAGGAAGCUCUGCCCCGUUACCUGAGGAUAUAAACAAGCUCUCUUCUUUGCUCUGCCAUCAUCCCGACCUGCAGCAGGAACUCCGCCAGUUCUACCACGAGUUCCACACCACAAACUGUGCUACCCAGAGUUCCCCUGACAGGAGCCAAGGCACCGACAGAGAGGAACAGGAGGAGGGGCAGCGGCAAGCAGUUUGUGCCAAAAACAUCACUUUGACAGCCACUGGGGAGAAAGUCGUCAUGUGGACACGCGAGGUGGACCGAGCCAUCCUGACUGCCUGUCGGGAGAGGGGAGCCACUUGGAAAACGUUCAGACAGGUGUCUACCCACCUGGGAAACAAGACUGCCCAACAGGUACGCCUUCGGUUCCUCGACCUGAUGAAGCUUUUCCACUCUGCAAAGUCCACUUCCUGUUCCUUUGAGGCACAGCCAAUGAGCAGGCAGGAUGCUCCAGACUGAGUCCUGGACCAGUUAGAGACCUGCAGAUAGACAACAGUCCAAAAUUAUGUGAAUCUGCCGCUGUCCAAGUUUGAGAAUCCAGUGGAGUUUAUUUAGAUGAAAGAAUGGAGUCUCGCAGGAGGCGCUCUGCUCACCUUUGCCAGACUGUUUAGAGAACGUGUGUCUAAAAUGUGUUGAGACAAGAGGAUCAAGGAGUUCAAUUUUAGAUCAGAGAAUGAUUCAGGAUACAUGUGAAUCUCCUUGGCUGACCUUUGGUUCUGGACUUUAGGUUUAGAGACUUAGCUGUGGAUUUAAAAUCUAGAACCAGUUAAAAGUUCUACAGCCUCAGGAUAACACUUUCUUCCUACAAUCUGGGUGAUGGUGGAUUCUGCAGACCUUUUUUCUCUGGAGCGGAUUUGAGGCUGAUCAAAGAGGUCAUUUGCAGGACUGUAGUUUACUGUGAAAGAGUUCAGAGACACUUCCUGUUUAUACUUCAACUCUGAUUUGUUGACCAAUCAGAGCAGAGCUUUAUUUAAGAAUUAUUUAUCAUUAAUUUAUCUCCUCUAGAGACGGAGGGGCCUCUGUGGUCACAUAAUACAAAGAAGGAAAGUAGAAACCAGCUCCAGUCAGCUUAAACUGGGUCAUGUGAACUUGGUGAUGGCCCUGUCUUCUGGUUUCCCAUAAUGCUCUGCGUUGAGGGCAUCUCAUCACUCCCAUGAUUCCAUGCUCUCACGUUGGUGAAGGAGACAUUGUGUGAAGAUUUUGUACAAAUGUUUAUUCACAUUGAAUGUUUACAAAUACUUUUAAGGAGUAAAAAAUGUUUAAUGAGUUA